Danaus chrysippus (African queen) is the source of this 423-nucleotide messenger RNA. The record is from the annotation of a GenBank genome assembly. Lineage: Eukaryota; Metazoa; Arthropoda; Insecta; Lepidoptera; Nymphalidae.
AUGAUGGACACGUAUGAAAAACAAUAUAAAAUCCCCGAGGACAUUUGUGCGUCGGCCUCCAGACCGGAUAUAUUUUUGUUUUCGCGAAUUUUAAAGCGCGUAGUGAUGAUAGAGCUUACGGUCCCGUGGGAAACCAACAUCCCCAAAGACCAUACCAUCAAGGUCAACAAAUAUUACGAGCUCACAAACGAACUCACUCGAAAUAGGUUCGUAGUAGAUUUGUACGCGGUGGAGGUGGGAGCGAGAGGUAUAACAGCGAAAUCUCUCUAUAACCUACUAAAGGACUUGGGCUUGUCCAGAACUCACAUUAAUGCAUUCUUGGAACGUACAUCGAAGGCAGCCCUAGUAGGUUCUUUUCAAAUUUGGUUAGGUAGGGAGAGGAGCUUGGACAGUGGAGGUGAGAGUAUAACGCGCGUUAGUUAA